This is a messenger RNA of Meloidogyne enterolobii, 978 nucleotides long. Lineage: Eukaryota; Metazoa; Nematoda; Chromadorea; Rhabditida; Meloidogynidae. The record is from the annotation of a GenBank genome assembly.
AUGAAAGCUGGCAAUAUUUACAUUAAUUCCUACAAUGAUGUACAUCCCCAUGUUCCGUUUGGAGGUUUUAAUCAAUCUGGGUAUGGACGUGAAAAUGGAGAGGCUGCAAUUUGGAAUUAUACACAAAUAAAAAUCGCAACACUUCGUGCCUUUUACGAAUUGGGAGAACGAAGCAAAGAUGCCGAAAUAUUGAGCUCAUUUGUUGAAGCACAUUUUGAUGCCCCUGGACAUGAACUACAAGAAACAUAUCCUGAAGAUUGGGUGCCUUUUCCGAAUAGUUUUACCAACAUUGACGAUUAUCAACUUCGACGUUGGGCAUUGCAUUUGCACCGAAUUUGGCGUGAUCUUUGCAGAAGGGUAAAGGACGAUGUUCGUCUUCAUCAAGAGCGUUAUUCUUUACUUUACGUUCCCCAUCCAUUUAUUAUUCCUGGUGGCCGUUUUAAAGAAUUUUAUUAUUGGGAUUCUUUUUGGAUAUUGAAGGGACUUCUUUUUUCUGAAAUGUAUGACACAGCAAAAGGAACGAUUCUCAACCUUAUCUACAUGGUGGAAAAUCAUGGUUUUGUACCUAAUGGAGGGAGAGUUUAUUAUUUGAGUCGGUCACAACCUCCACUUCUCACUCCAAUGGUUUAUGAAUAUUUUCUAGCAACUGGUGAUGUUGAUUUUGUUCAACAAGUUCUACCCGCACUUGAAAAAGAACAAACUUUUUGGAAUUUAAAUAGAGCACGGUCUUUUCUUGAUCCGGAAACGAAAGAAGAAUUAUUUCAAUAUUAUCAAUAUCGGGCGGCAAUGAAAUUUCCGAGACCCGAAAGCUAUAGAGAAGACAUGGAAAUGGUGAAAGGAUUGAAUACGGAUGAAGAACGUGAACAAAUGUGGUCUAAUUUGGCAUCGGGUAUUUUUUUAUUUUUUUUAGAACUGGGCCCUUAUGACUCUUCUUUUCCCUUUUCAUCCUCUCAUAUCUAUUUUUGGCAACUAAAUUAA